AGUCCUGUCUACCUAUUUAAUGCUAAAGAUGCUCGUCAUAUUUCGACAAGAACAAAACAAUAUGACACGUGACCUUUAGUCACCGCCCUUUCCGCAAGUUUAUCGAAUCGAUACAGCUCAGUAAACCGGAAGUAUUUGAACGUAUCGCGCGCGGGAAAUUACAGAAGUUUUCGUCUUCAGAAGAGAAAUGAAGGUGGUAACGUGUGAGAUUGCAUGGCACAACAAGGAGCCAGUCUACAGUUUGGACUUCCAGCACAGCUCUGAUGGACAUAUUCAUCGCCUAGCCACAGCUGGAGUUGACACGACAGUCAGACUGUGGCGGGUAGACAUGGGCCCAGACGGGAAAUCAGUGGUGGAGUUUUUGUCUACUCUGGCCAGACACACCAAGGCCGUCAACGUAGUGCGCUUUAGCCCUAAUGGAGAGCUGCUUGCCUCAGGAGGAGAUGAUGCAGCAAUUCUGCUGUGGAAGCUCAAUGACUCUAAGGAGCCUGAGCAGGUCCCUGUGUUCCAGGAGGACGAAGAUGCUCAGCUCAACAAGGAGAGCUGGUCUGUGGUCAAGACACUGAGGGGACACAUAGAGGAUGUAUACGACAUCUGCUGGACACGGGAUGGAAACUUCAUGGUGUCCGGGUCUGUCGACAACACUGCUAUUAUGUGGGACAUGAACAAAGGACAGAAGCUGUGUAUCUUGAAUGACCAUAAGAGCUAUGUGCAGGGGGUGACCUGGGAUCCUCUGGGGCAAUAUGUUGCCACCCUCAGCUGUGACAGGGUGAUGCGUGUGUACAGCACUCACACCAAGAAGAAGGCUUUCUGUAUUAGUAAAAUGAACUCUGGGCCACUUGCAGAUGGAGAGACCAAGCAGUACAGAAUGUUCCAUGAUGACAGCAUGAGGUCGUUUUUUAGACGUCUUUCUUUCACACCUGAUGGGUCUUUCCUGCUGGUCCCAGCUGGAUGUGUGGAGAUUGGAGAAAAUAUCAUAAAUACCACCUACAUCUUUUCAAGGAAGGGUCUCAAGAGGCCUAUUGCCCAUUUGCCAUGUCCAACUAAAGCUACACUGGCUGUGCGUUGCUGCCCUGUCUACUUCGAAUUGAAGACCAAGAAGGGAGAAGAUGGUUCUGCUCAGCCUCUUCCCAAUGUAUUCCAGUUGCCGUACCGUAUGGUGUUUGCAGUGGCAUCAGAGGACUCCAUCCUCUUGUAUGAUACUCAGCAGACGCUUCCUUUUGGCCUAGUGUCCAACAUCCACUACCACACACUCAGUGAUCUUACAUGGUCUCGUGACGGUUCCUUCCUGGCUGUGUCCUCCACAGACGGCUACUGCUCCUUCCUGUCCUUCUCACCCGGGGAGCUGGGCACUCCACUGAAGGAGCCCCCGACGCUGGAGGUCUUUGUCCCAAACAGUGGUGUUGAGAAAAAGGGCAAGAAGUCAGGCAAGACAUCACCUCCUGUGUCCCAGCCAUCAAGCUCAGCCCAGACUCCCACCUCCAAAACCAGUCAUGGCAAAGAUGCCACCUCUGUUACCCCCCCAGAGGAGAAGAAGAGUGCCCCCAGUGUUAAGUCUAAACCUCAGCCUCGUAGGAUCACCCUCAACACCCUGGAGGGCUGGGGCAAGCCCACUACACCUAAAGGAACUGCUUCUUUAGCACCUCAGAUGGCACUUGGAAGCACAAGCACACCAUCUACUCCCCAAGCACACAUUGCUCCCCUCACCCCCUCCAAUUCCUCCACAUCCCAGCCACGCAUCGCCCCCCUUACUCCCUCCACCCCUAAAGUCUUCAAUAGUGCCAGUACUCCUGGGCCCACAACUCCUAAGGGUAAAACCACCCCAAAGGGGCCUGCCCCAAGGAGAGUGUCUUUGACUCCCAUUGCAUCCCGAUCUCCAGCUGUUAGUUUACUGUCCAGCACUCCCUCCUCUACUGAGAAGGCCAAACACGAACGUCCGUCUCCUCCCACCGAUCCAGUAUGCCAGCCUCCAGAGUCCAAACGGCCCAAGAUCAGUGACCCCCCAGCAAAGCCCAGUGUCACCCAGGCGUAGCGUUUCCUGGGCGCAUUGUAUUGCUAGAUCACAGAAGAGUACAUACAGCAGAGCGCAGCAGUUAAAGAAGCUUCAGGACAAAACCACUGAUGUUCCAUAUGAAUCUAAUCCCAUAGUGCAACACCACUGCGUUUGGGCUGAUUUAUCUAUACUUGGUUUAACUACAUGAAGCUUUAACUUCUCAUAAUGUACUUGGGUACAAAGUGAACUGCAUUGCUGCAAGUGUUCUUGCUUUAAUUCAUUUAGUUGUGUGUUUUGUAUCAUACAGUAAACAUGUAAUGAGGUAGCCAUUGAAUUUAAUUUGUGUGAUAUUUAGAUACUUAAAUGCUGUUGUAAAAAAGGCUAAUUAUCUCACUUCUUAUCAAAAACAUAUGGUUUUGAACCUAAAACUGCACUCGACACCCGAAGGAGGAAAAAACAAGGUAAUGUGCUUCUUGUCCAAUAAAUGAUGUUUGCAGUAAA
Molecule: messenger RNA, 2494 nt
Organism: Monopterus albus (swamp eel)
Lineage: Eukaryota; Metazoa; Chordata; Actinopteri; Synbranchiformes; Synbranchidae
Gene: chaf1b
Product: chromatin assembly factor 1, subunit B
Exons: 14
Coding region: 188-2032 (614 amino acids)
Biological process (GO): DNA replication-dependent chromatin assembly; nucleosome assembly
Cellular component (GO): nucleus; CAF-1 complex
Molecular function (GO): protein binding
Source: RefSeq, a predicted model, not a curated record